This is a messenger RNA of Macrobrachium nipponense, 1545 nucleotides long. Its product is annotated as dynactin subunit 1-like. The transcript is spliced from 8 exons. NCBI's taxonomy places the organism in Eukaryota, Metazoa, Arthropoda, Malacostraca, Decapoda, Palaemonidae. The record is from RefSeq and is a predicted model, not a curated record. Bases 189 to 1025 code for a protein of 278 amino acids.
UAAUGCCGUAAGUCAAGCUGGACAUCUAUUAGUUUAACGGCGUCGCAUUUGAAUUUUAAGUAACGAUUGCGGACGUAAUCUUCUUACGCAUGCGCCAUUGAGUUGAAGAACGUGAUGACCAUAAAUGAAACGCUAGAGUUUUGACAAUUUUUUCCCACUUUGUCUAAAAGGAGGCACCCACCAUCAAGAUGGAAGAUGACAAGUGUCAUGCAUUAUUCCAGAAAGUGUUUCGUGGAUUGUCACUUGCAGAGCAGCGCAAGGAGGAGGUUAAAGCGAAAAUAAGAAGCAGAAAGUCAGGCCAGCUUAAAGCAAAAUCUUCAGAUUUCAAAGAGUGCAUCGUGUGGGAUGAUGAAGUUAUGAUAUGUUCUCCACCAAACAACGAAGCUGCCAUGGAGGCUGUUAAGCAAGAUAUGAUUCUUAGACAAGAAAUCGAGAAAGUCAGAGCAGAGGGAUGUGAUCUAGAGAAAGAGAAAAAGCAAUUACAGGAAGAAAUAGCAAAGGAACUGGCUGAAUUGGCAGAAAUUAGAGAAAAGUUACACGAUCUUGAAGUUCUUGGAACACAUCUGUGGGUCAGACGUGUAUAUGAAGAAAAAUGUGAGAUUUUUUGUGAUGUAAAGAAGUUAGAAAAAAAUCUUCAGCAGUGCACAGAGCAAUUAUUUCCAGCCCUUAGACAGGAAUUUCAAGAGGUCCAAGUUGCACAAGGAAUAUACUUAGAUGCUUUGAAGAAAGAAAGUUCUGCUUUGAAGCUUCAGUUGAAGGAUUUACAAGAAAAGGGAAGGACAUUGAAGGCUGACGUUGCUGUUCUGGAAGCAGAGGAAGAGCUCUCCGAAGAGGCUUUGCAAGAAUUAUUGAUGCGAACAGGCUACAUUGCUGGUCAAGCAAAGAAUGAACAAUUUUUGAAAGCAGUGGAAGAAAGAAGGAGAGAAAAGAUAUUGUCAGAACUCGAAGCUCUUGCUGAAAAUGUGAAAGAAGGAUAUGAGAAAUUUAAAUUGUUAAAUGACAAUAAAGAACAGCGUGAAGUGUGAAUUAGGAUGAUUGAGAGAUGGAGUGGUUUAUUUUACUUUAGUGAAGUAAGAUGAUUGUGAUAGAUGAUGAAGUGGUUUAUUUUACUUUGGUGAGGUAAUGUGAUUGUGUUAGAUAAAGUGGUUUAUUUUACUUUAGUGAAGUAAGAUGAUUGUGAUAGAUAGAGUGGUUUAUUUUACUUUGGUGAGGUAAGAUAAUUAUGAGAAACGAAGAGGUUCAUUUUUCUUUAGGGAAUUGGGAUCAUGAUGAGGGAAGGGGAUCCUUAUUCUUGAGUGAGUUAAGAUGGUUAUAAGAUGAUGGUUUCUUUUUCUUUAGGAAGUUAAGAGGAUUAUGAUAGAGGAAGUGGUUAUUUUUUUAUUUAGCUUUAUAUUUAUCGUAAAUUUGAUUUGUUUGAGUAGUUUAGAAUUUGUUAUUUUUCAAAUUCAAGGACUUAUUCCUCAUGUAUAGGUGAAAUGGAAUAUCACCAACAUUAUAGAGGCUGUAAUGCAGCAAAAUUGGAAUGAAUAAAGUUUUUAGAAUACU